Molecule: messenger RNA, 3608 nt
Organism: Eleginops maclovinus (Patagonian blennie)
Lineage: Eukaryota; Metazoa; Chordata; Actinopteri; Perciformes; Eleginopidae
Product: protein-glutamine gamma-glutamyltransferase 5-like
Exons: 15
Coding region: 108-2378 (756 amino acids)
Biological process (GO): peptide cross-linking
Cellular component (GO): mitochondrion
Molecular function (GO): protein-glutamine gamma-glutamyltransferase activity
Source: RefSeq, a predicted model, not a curated record
AAUCUCCGAAUACAGAGUGUGUGUGCUUUCUGUGUGCUGCUGACUGCCUGCCAGUGCACAUUUUUAUCCUCCAUACAAUAACGAUUCUAGGAAGGAAACUUUUUGGAAUGAUGGCACGUUCAGCUCCAGAAUCUGUUUUUAGGGGAGUGGACCUCAACCCUAUGUCCAACAGCUUCCUCCACCACACCAAUGAGAUCUCUGUGGAUCAGCUGAUCGUGAGGCGAGGUCAGCCCUUCAAACUGACCCUGAAUGUGGCACAACCAUUCAACCCUAAACUGCACCAGCUGCACAUCACUGCAAAGACAGGAGAAAUUCCGACGGAGAAACAGGGUACGCUCUCACUCUUCGGGGUCCCAGAUGUGUCGACUCGCUCCCCAUCAGCGAUAGCUGUUUGGAAGGCAGAUCUGCACAAGUAUUCCUCUCCACUGACAGUGAUCCUUAUGGUCACCCCCCCAGCUGUCACCCCAGUGGGGAGGUGGAACCUGACUGUGAAACUCGGGGGGGAGGAGAUGUUACUGGGGAAGCUGGUGGUGCUCUACAACCCUUGGUGUCCCGAUGACUGGGUGUAUCUGAAAGAUGAGAAGGAGAUAAAUGAGUAUGUGCUGAAUGAACAAGGAGUCAUCUUCAAAGGCAGUAAUAACUACAUUUCCUCUAUGGACUGGGACUUUGGACAGUUUGAGGAACAAAUGGUGGACAUUUGUUUGACGAUGUUGGACCUUAACCUCAAACACGAGAAAGACCCCGCUGACGAUGUUUCCGCUCGCUGUAACCCCAUCUACGUCAGCCGCGUGGUCUCCGCUAUGAUAAACUGCCAAGAUGAUCGUGGGGUCCUGAUGGGGCGCUGGGGCCCGCCAUAUAUCGGGGGGCAUCUCCCCUCUCAUUGGAGUGGAAGUUACCCCAUCCUGCGUCGCUGGUUCAACAUCGGUGCAUACCCCGUCAAAUACGGGCAGUGCUGGGUGUUUGCUGGUGUGAUGUGCUCAGUGAUGCGUCUGCUUGGCAUCCCCUGUCGCGUGGUCAGCAACUUCGAGUCAGCCCAUGACAACAACGCCAAUCUGGUCAUUGAUGAGUACCACGCAGACUAUGGAGUCCGACCGAAAGCGAACCACGACAGCAUUUGGAACUACCAUGUGUGGGUGGAAGCGUGGAUGAGGCGCCCUGAUCUUGCAGAGGACGGAGCAUUUGACGGUUGGCAAGUUCUGGAUCCAACACCACAGGAGAAGAGUGCUGGUGUUUACUGCUGUGGUCCCGCCCCGGUGAAAGCCAUCCUAAGCGGAGAGACAGACCUUAAAUAUGACGUCCCAUUUGUCUUUGCCGAGGUCAACGCCGACUGUAUUGACUGGCUGGUUAAAGCUGAUGGCUCCAAAGUGAAUAUUUUCUCUGACAGUGCAAGGGUGGGUCACAAUAUCUCCACCAAGUCUAUCGGCUCCAAGGAGAGAUGGAACAUCACCGACAAUUACAAAUACAGAGAGGGAACAGAUAAGGAGAGGGAGGUCUAUAAUAACGCCAUAACCAAACAUUACUCCAAAACUGAUGAUGAGGAGACGGAUAAGAAUGCAGUGAUUGAGGAGGACCAGGAGGAGGAUGAGAGUGAGGACAACGUGGCAGUGGAAGAUGAGGAUCCCCCGAGUGAUGAGGAGGAAGAUGAUGAGAUUGAAGAGGGGAACGAAACUGGGAGGGAGACCACAGGAAGUAUAGAUGCAGAAAACCCGAUCAGCAUAUCUCCACCUCCACCUGUGACCAUGCAGUUUGAAAAGGUGAGCCCACCGAGAAACGGUAAGGAUGUGAGGCUGAAGCUGGUGCUGCGGAGUGAGAGCAGCUCCGUCAGGUCUCUCUCCAUCAACAUCAGCGUCCAGGCCACAAGGUACAACGGCUUCCCAGCCAUGACCAUCCAGACCGAGGUGAAGGACAAGAGACUGCAGCCCGGGAGAGAUUUGUCUAUCCCGAUCACGGUCCCAUUCUCGGCCUACCAUAAGCCCAUGGUGGACUGUGACAGCAUGAAGGUUUCAGCCUUGGUGAAGGACAAAAAGACGCCCUACAAUACGUACCUGGCUGUGGACGACAUUGUGCUGAUCGACCCCCCCAUCUCUGUCAAGGUUACCACUGCUGCAAAAGUCAACCAAUCUGUGAAAGGAGAGGUGAUCUUCAUGAACCCCGUGACCACCGAGAUGCUCACCAACUGCACUCUGAGCUUCUCUGGAACUGGACUGAUGAAGAAUGAGGCGGAAAUCAAGCUUCAAGACUUGAAACCAUACAACCGUCUUCAUGUCUACUUUUCCUUCGUUCCCUACAAGUCCGGUAAGAAGACUUUGGUGGUCGACUUUGACUGCUCCACCUUCAGGGACAUCAAGGCCAGCUGCAUCGUCAACGUCCAGCCCUAAACUCUUACUUCAGAGCCAAACUGUGUGUUUUAAAAAUCUUCACUAUUUAAUAAUUGAAUGGAGAACAGUAAAGCUAUUGUUGCUCCCACUUCGCAGCAGUGUAGCAGAGUUACUGCACUAGUUGUCAAAAAAGUAUUGUGAGCGUAUGUAUGUAUUGUUGGCAGGGGGGGCACUUAAUGCAGUAGUGUUUUUUUGUAUAAAAAAUCAAUGUCAUGCCCAUGGUCAAUAUCGCACUUUUGGCCUUUUUUUUAGGAGCUGCUGUGGUGUUAAAUAUGUGGGGGUUUAGGGGAUAUGCAGACACAGAUUCAAACAACGCUGAUUUAAAUCAAUUCUAAUUCAGUGCUACUAAGAUUGCAAUUAAACAUUUUUAACAGUUGUUAACGUAUUGUUUUUAGUGAGCACAUUUUCUCUCUGCAGGGCAUAAACAAAUAUAAAAAGAAAGUGUCACAAUGCUGCACAUUACUUCGUCAGAGAACAGAAUUACACGAUUUAAUUGAAUAAUUGAUUCUGACUGGUCAAUUCAGAACCUGUGACACGUUGUUAAUCCAGUAGUACAGACCGCUGUCAAGGACUAUAUUGACCGUUAAGGAGGAUCAAGAAAGGAAAAGGAACAGAGGUUAAAAGACGGAGCAGUGGAUGUCAGAUAAAUCCCCAGAAAAAGAACAGACAGGAAGUAAACACUAACAGGAACACGGUCUGGGCUCUGCAGUGUUUAAGGACUUGUUAGUGGAUUAGAAACUGUGAACAGACUUGAACAGUUACAGAAAACUUUGAUCAGUGCUGCCAUAAAGUUGUUGUUGUCACAGUUCCAGCCGUUAGUGCGCCGUGGAACAGAGUUUUUUUUCUUUGCGGAAGAAAAACGAUAAUUUUUGUGUCAAUAAAAUAAUUAUAAUUCGAAACAGAGUCGUUAGUUUGUUUAGUAUCUGGCAGUUUGUUUAGUAUCUGGCUGUGUAAUAUGCGGGCUCCCUGAUCAGUCUGUCGGGUGUUCUUUUCCCCAUAAUGACUGCCUCGCUGCACAUUAUCCCUUACUUGACUUGGUACCGACACACACAUUCUAAAUAAAAAGUUAUCAACUUUUGUCCUAACAGGGAUGUUAAGGGUCAGAUGAAACGUAAUCCUUGUGGACUGCACUAUAUUUUUGUAUUAAAAAGAAAAGUUGGAAUGUAUUUUUAUUAUAUGAAUGUGUUUAAUAAAUCGGAAACAUGUCUAAAUAAAGGUAAUUUAAAGCAA